AAUCCAAUGCUAAUGAUAGUCAUGUGACCAAUGUUUGUUUAGAGAAGGCCACAAAGACAACUUGUAACAUGUACAAUCAGAAAAAAGUUGUGGACUUGCUUUGAGGUCCCCCAACCUAUUAAACACAAGACUGUGAACUGUAUUCUUCACACAAUAUCUACCAGCUCAGUUAGAUCUAACUGCUACAUUCAGAAUCAAGAAACACAAGUGCAAUGGAUCAAUCUCAAUCGACACAAGAAGAACAAGAGAAUAAACAGCCACAACAAGUGAGCAGUCACAGUCGGUCAGUUCAACACACAAAUACUUCACCACUAAUUGUGAGUACUCCACGCUCAAUAAGAGAACAACACAUCACUGAAACUGCCUCUGAUGAUACUCUACAACUAAUUGUCAGUAUUCCAAGAAUACAUCGAGCUGCAGAGUCAGAGAAAAAUAGAAAGGCUGUGCUACAACUGGAACUCCAAAGCUCACCCUCUGAUGAACGAAGACAUCAUCUGGAGGCUGAACUUGCACACAUUAAUAUUAAGAUACAAGUUGUGGAAGAGAGACAGAGACUGAGAGUGAAAUCUGAGUUUGAGCAGUCACGUAGAAAACAAGAGUCACAGCAUCUCUUUGAUGGCGCCAUGAAGGAUGGACACGUUCUUCUUCGCAACAUCAAUCUCCUACUCAUGGGUGCAGCUGGUAGCGGUAAAUCAGCGACAAAAGAUCUCUUGCUUGGUAAUCCACCCUCAGGAGUACGGAACAGUACUCCAUGUCGAGAUAGAAUAGCCCACGUUCGACCAGUCACCAAUCUUCAUUUCCAUAGUUUCGAGAGCAAAUGGGAGGAAGUGAGCGAACAUGUUUUGAUCAAAAUGCUGGCUAAGGCCAUUCAGCAUCUACCCCAGAGCUCUCGUGACAAGUUGCCUAGUGACCUUCAGACCAGGCUCAGAGAAUUGGCCAGUACCAGUGCAGCAACCGAAGCUAAUUCAACCCCACUUUCUCAAGAAAGUGUGCCUCCUGUGCAGCAAGCAAUCAAAGAUGUCGUCACGUUAGUCGUUGAAGCUAUGGUGUCAAUACCUUUACAACAAGAAGCCUCAAUCUCCUCAACUGAAAGCAAAGAACUGUUUGGUACAAAAACGAUGCGUGUGACCGACAAUGGUGGACAGCCCCAGUUUCACGAUGUGGCCCCUCUCUUCAUUCGACAUGCUUCAGCAGGGCUGUUUGUUUCCAGGCUCACUGAUGAUUUUGCAGAUUAUCCCCACGACGACUUGUACAAGGAUGGAAAGCCAGUCGGUCCCUCAUCUCCAUCUCACCUUUCCUAUCUGGAAACCGAUAUGAGUUUACUGCGAUCCUUUCUCUCCUGCAAGCGGGAUAGGAUAACGCCACGCCCCAUCUUUGUGGGCACUUUCUCCGAUAAAAUCAAAGAUCAAAAAGUUAUCGACAAGAAAAACCAAGCUUUGUUUGAUGCUUUGCCUCCUGAACUGAAAGAAGAAGUCAUCUACAGCAAUCUUCCAUUGAAACAGGUGAUAUUCGCCGUCAAUGCUUGCAGUCGUGAUGAAAAUGCACGAAUGGUUGCCAAUGAAAUUCGGAAAGCUGUGGAAAAUUCACCUACAUUCGACCUCAAAGUUCCCCUAUGGUGGUUCAUCCUCGAGUUAGCUCUACAAAAGCUCUGCAAGAUCAUGAAAAGAGGUAUCCUUAGUAAGAGUGAGUGUAUCGCUUUGGCUCAACAGCUUGGAUUCGAUCCAUCUGCAUUGGAUGCUGCUCUCGACUACUUCAAUGACAUGUGCAUUGUCCACUACUACCCACACAUCCUGCCCCACACUGUGUUUGUGGAUCCUCAAGUCCCACUAGACAAAGUUAGUGAGUUAACACAACAUGCUGUCUCCCUGAGGGAUCAAAGGAAACCUCCUUCUGCUAAGGCUGCAAAAUGGCUCAAGUUCAGAGAUCAAGGCAUUUUCACUAUUGAUAUGCUCGAAUCGGAAGAGUUCCAGAAGCAUUACGAAGACGGCCUUUUCACACCUGCUGAUAUGAUAGCAAUCAUGAUGGAGUUUCUGAUAAUAGCCCCUCUCACCAUCCCCCUACUUGGUCGAGUUGAUUGCUCCUUCUCUCAAGUGGAGUUUCUCAUGCCCAGUCUCCUCAGAUCUGUUCCACCCUCUGAGCUAGAGGACCAUCGUGUAUUCACUUCCUCAGCAGAUCCUCUUCUCAUCCGAUUUGUCAGUGGCUGUAUUCAAUAUGGGAUCUUCUGCUGUCUGGUGGUGUUCCUAAUCAAGAAGUGUGGGUGGCUAGUGCGUCUUCCUUCUGGAGGGCCAGUUCUUCUUGCCAGGAACUGUGUCAAGUUUCGAUUACCCAAUUCUCCUUGUAGCGUUACACUGAUUGAUUCGUUCUCUUAUAUGGAGGUCCAUGUCAAAGCCCGACCACAUGUGCUUCCGAACGUGUGUCCUCUAGUUAGAGCCAGUGUCCUUGAAGGUGUAGAUGCUGCUUCUGAUGCACUUCACUACAACAACGACAAGCCAGUCAUUAGCAUAUUCUGCCCACACGAAGGAGCAACACGACAAGGCAAACGCCAUUUUGCUGAUAUCUAUGUAGCGAAAAAACUGUGGUGCUGUUCUAAAGAUUUUGAUCUAGAUGGGGAUCUCAAGACGAGUCAUACUGUUUGGUCAGAUAUGGAAAUUUCUCCUUCGGAUGGGUCACCAUUUACCUUUUCAAUCCAACCCAAAGAUGUUUGCUGCAAACCUGGGGGAAAAAUUGAGUUUACGAUAUCGACAGCUCCAUCUGCUACUACAUAUCAGUGGUACUAUGAAAAUCAAAAAAUAUCAUUUCCUGACUAUGAAGGACAAACAUCUAAACGCCUCCUGGUGUCAAAUUUCCUUCCUAAGCAUAAAGGUGCUUACUGGUGUGUUGCUGGAGAUGGAUCAGGCACACAGAUCACCUCACGUCAUGCAGCACUCACUGCAGAAGGAGAGAUGAUUAAAGAGUCAGAAUUGAACUUCAUAGGGAACAUUUUGAAAACAUCUGCAAUUGACUUUGGAAAAUACGGGAUUGACACAGUGCUCCUACUCAAUGGCGAGAGUGAUGUUACUUACGAAGAGAUGGAGUUCGUAAUGAAUUUGAAUCCAAGGACACAAGUGUUGUCCAUCAACCUAAAGCAGGAAAUCACAUCAAGACUGAAAGAAGAGCAACUCUAUGCACAGGCCAUAAAAGAGAAGGUCUCUCUUACUUACACCAAAAUCCUUGCCCUUGGCCCAGGUCAGGUUGGAAAAUCUACUUUUGUUCGCAGAUUAUUAGGAAUAAUGAAAGGGAAUAUCCUAACAUCUCCUCCAGAAACACAGCCUCAAUCUAGUACAGGUACUUCAGAGUCGAGAGAAGCCUGUAUACAGUAUACAAGAGUAAUUGGUGCUAUAACUAAUAAAAAGUGGCGUGUUUUGCAACAUGAACUUCACGAUCAACUAAGUGGCUUGAUGUCAUUAAUAGUUAAACAAUCUCAACAUCAGCAAAGCUCACAGCAAGGCCCACAUCAUGGAACUAAGAUUGAAAUAAAAGAGUCACUUGAUACUGCUGUACCAGUGAAAAAGGAUGAUACACAUUAUAAAACAUUAUCUGCUGAUAAUGAAGGGAAUGAAAGUCAAGCUUUGGAAAUGCUACCAGUUACAUCUACUACAGUGGCUCGAGUACAGAUCAAUGCUAGUCAAAUUGCAUUAAUGCCUAAGGAAUCAGAUAUUGAAAAAUCAAUUAAAGAAUUUGAAGAACUAAAACAUAAAUGCAGUCAUAGGCUAGAUAGAAUGGAAUUUGAAAUGCUAUUUAAUAUAAUUGAUAUUGGUGGCCAACCAGCAUUUCUAGAAAUGCUACCAUCCUUAACUAUAGGACCAGCUCUAUACCUUGUAUUUAUGAAUCUUGAGCAGGAGCUAGGUUCAAGAUAUCCUGUGCUGUUUAAAACCAAGGAUCAAACAACAAAUAUUUGUAAGAAUUACUCUUAUACUUCUGAAGAAGUGUUAUUUUCUGCACUUUCAAGCAUAGCUUGCUUUGGACAUCCAGAUGAGCAAGUGGAAAGGUACGUUCAAAAAUCAAAAUCAGGUGAUAAAGAGCAAAAAGAUUCUCUUGCGGUGCUUGUGGGAACGUUUCUUGACAGAGUUAAUGACAAAGAUAUAAAAUUAACUAACAAGCAGAUAAUGAAACGACUUAAAGACACAGCAUUUUAUAAAGAAGGGCUCAUUCUCAGCAAUAGCUUCAGUUUAUUAGUUAACAAUGAGAGUGGCGAUGACAGUGAAAUAGAAAAUCACAGAGAGAAGCUAGAAAGAAUACUCACUGCAAAAUUUCGAAAGUAUCAAAUUCCAACGCAAUGGUUAAUGCUCAGCAUCUGUCUUAAGCUCCUUGCUAGAAACCAAAACAAGUAUCAUGUUUCCUUUAAUGAUUGUGCCAAGUUGGGGGAGUAUUUCGACAUGGACGAAGACAUGGUGAGCGUUGCCUUGCAAUUUCUCCACAAAUACAUUGGGCUUGUUAUGUAUUUUCCUCAUCAUGAAAACCUUAAGAAAAUCGUGAUAUGUGAUCCCCAAGUAGUAUUUUCAACUAUCAGUGAACUAAUCUUUAAUAUUUACGAUCACAACAAGCUUCAAGUUAGCGAAGCACAGUAUGACCGAUUUGUGGAAACUGGUUGCUUUUCACCUCAAGAUAUCACUCUAAUAAGUGAUAGAGAAAUACUUGUGAAUGCAGAGAAUAAGGAACUUCUUCCUAUCAAUAAAUUAGUUGAUCUACUACAGUACCUGAAUAUUGCUGCUAAAGUUCCCGUAUCUUCUGGUAAGGAGAAGGUAUUGUAUUUUCUACCUGCGGUUCUUCAAACUGCCGAAACAGAUAUUGUUAAAAGAAAGCAGAAAGGAGAAAAUGAUGAAUUGCUUCCAGAACCAAUCUGCAUUCGAUUCAAAACGGGAUAUAUACCUUUAGGAUUUGUGUGUGCUUUAGUUGCAAAUCUUACCGUUGAAAAAGAAUUCAAUCUACUGGAUGAAAGCAACAAGCUCUACAAGAAUAUGAUUCAAUUUCGAUUCCGGGGUAUAUUCAAUGUCACUGUAAUUUCUUUGUCACGGUAUUGUGAGUUUCGUGUCACUAGGCAGCUUCUAGAUGAUGACACUGAGUUUUGGAGUGAGAAAGGUUGUCCUCUUAUCAUGAAAAAUGUACGUACAGUUUCCAAUAAGGUUAUUCAAUCUAUGCAACAUGGCUUGCGUUCAGUAGCUAAUGACUAUGAAUUUGCUUUCCAUUGCCCAAGACACUCGGACGCAGACUUUGGCCAGGAACCUCUCGCUGAACUUGUUUAUGACUAUUCCAAUCAACAGAUUGACAAAAUUAUUCCUGAUAACGCUAUGUGCACAAAAUGUAAAACUACUAUUCAUCCACUAACUCCUGAAAUGAUGUUCUGGUUUGGUAAGAAACCAAGCACUCCUCUAAAAAUAUGCGGACAACCUUCUUUGAAAGGAAAUGUCAUAAGCAUACGUGCUGAUGGAGUACGACCACUAACAUAUGAAUGGCUUUUAGGUGGGAUAAAGUUCUGUGAUGGUGACGAUCAAGGCUAUGACGGCUAUGCAACAAAUAAACUUGUCAUUAAAGAUAACGAUUUAUUGUCGGAAGGUGUUUUCAAAUGCCAAGUGAAAGAUGGGUUUGGGAAGUGCAUUGAAUCUGAUGAGCUUGAUCUCUUUGAAGAUGAGCUCAAAAGAACUUGGAAAUUAAAAAAAUCAGAAAUCAGAAAAUUAAAAAAAAAUGGAUUUUCAAGUAUUAGAGAACUGAAAAAUCUCCAGCUUAACACACUGGACUUUAACAUGGGUGAGAAGGAAAGGAUGAAACCACUCCUUGCUUCUGAUCAGACAAAAUAUGACAGUUCCUCAGCUUCAGGUGAAUUGUCUGCUGGAACAAAUGAAGAAUCAAAACGUAAUAGUACCGAAUCCACUGUAAUGACGCCAUUAUCAGAUGAGGCAUUGCUGUCAUCAGAAAGAUCGGCAACUCCGGUUCAGAUAUCCUCAUCAGUUGGUGUCAGUGAUGACAGCCAAGUCCGUAUUCAAAAAGGAACCCAAGAUCUAAUGAAACAAUACUGUCUGACUGACGAGCAGCUCAACAGUAAAAUAAAGCACUCCAAUUUUCCCUUCCUAGCCAAAUAUUUCGAUGGUGUUACGAUCUAUUCAAAUGCCCUUGGACUAACUACCGCUGAACAAACUGAUGUAAAUGUGUUGUACCAGAGAGAAGGAACUCAAGUAGCCAUGAUUAAGUGUUUGUCUUGCUGGAAUCAGAACAAUCCAUAUGCAGCUACUUACAAAGCUCUACUAAAUUUGUUACUAAAACUGAGGAAAGAGAGGAUAGCUGAUGAAAUCUGUCAGCACUUGACUCAGAGGUGUGAGAGGUGCGGUCACAGACUGGUUGCACAAGUGUUAAACUGUACAGAUCAUUAUUUUUAGAAAUUAUUGUAAUCGUAUACGUGUGUUAUUAAUUAAAGUAGGUAGACCGUAGUUUGACUUUCCAAUUUUAGUAGGUUGAUUUUCUAUAUACAUAGUCUAUUCUUACAUCAAACCUGUACAUGUCAACAGAAAACUCAAUAGAGAGAUAGACUACUUAUCAAUGUAAUUGUUUUAUUGUGUGAGCUGUUGUACAGCUAUUUUAUGACAGUUCAUGAUCAGCUA
This is a messenger RNA of Halichondria panicea, 6632 nucleotides long. RefSeq lists its product as uncharacterized. Lineage: Eukaryota; Metazoa; Porifera; Demospongiae; Suberitida; Halichondriidae. The record is from RefSeq and is a predicted model, not a curated record. The coding region runs from base 213 to 6410 and encodes 2065 amino acids. The transcript is spliced from 14 exons.